AGCAAGAUGAAAUGGGAUGAGAGCGUCAUGAGUUACGUGCAGGGGAUACCGCACAGAUACUUGCCAUGUUGGGAGAAGCAGGAGUACAUAUACUUUGUGUUGCACCUUCCGAAAGAGCGCCACUGGGUGGCAGUUGAGGUGGAUAUCGAGAACUGGGAGAUCAUUGUAUAUGAUUCUGAUAUCGGUGCCACCGUUGAGGCAGCCAUGGAGUCAUAUUUGAAGCCUUACAGCGACCUCUUUGCAAAUCUAAUUCGAGAUAGCGGUUAUUUCCAAUACAACAAUUAUGUACAUCCGGUGGAGUUGGGCGAUCUCAGUCAGCUCCUACCCCUCCAUUAUAGACGAGCUACCUCGGAGGUUGUACCACAAACGAACAGCAGUGGCAAUUGUGGAGUGUAUGCCAUGGAGCACAUUGAGCACUUGAUGCUGGAUCGGUCGUUGGAGCAUGUGCAUGAUGAUAACAUGCUCACCUUUAGACAUAGGUGGUGUGUGGACCUAUUUUACCAGAACUUAACGUGGUAGUUUUUUGAAGGUUUUUACAUUGUUAAUCUUGUACACAUAAACUCCCAUUUUGUAAUUGUAUUAUAAUCUCACCAAAUUUAUAUAUAACAAGUAAAUUUAAAGCUA
This is a messenger RNA of Cannabis sativa, 624 nucleotides long. RefSeq lists its product as uncharacterized. Gene Ontology annotation, molecular function: cysteine-type peptidase activity. The record is from RefSeq and is a predicted model, not a curated record. Gene Ontology annotation, biological process: proteolysis. The coding region runs from base 7 to 519 and encodes 170 amino acids. NCBI's taxonomy places the organism in Eukaryota, Viridiplantae, Streptophyta, Magnoliopsida, Rosales, Cannabaceae. The transcript has 2 exons.